This is a messenger RNA of Rhineura floridana, 10922 nucleotides long. It is a transcript of the gene KLF12, whose product is annotated as KLF transcription factor 12. Gene Ontology annotation, molecular function: RNA polymerase II cis-regulatory region sequence-specific DNA binding; DNA-binding transcription factor activity, RNA polymerase II-specific. The record is from RefSeq and is a predicted model, not a curated record. Gene Ontology annotation, biological process: regulation of transcription by RNA polymerase II. Lineage: Eukaryota; Metazoa; Chordata; Lepidosauria; Squamata; Rhineuridae. Bases 697 to 1989 code for a protein of 430 amino acids. The transcript is spliced from 9 exons.
CCCCCAGCCUAACAGCCGCCGCUGGCACUGUGGUUUUUCCUUGUGUGGGUGUUUCCUUCCCACCCCCCUCAUGGGGAUGGGCUGCCCGUACACCGGGGCUCUAGGGCUGGGUUAACAGCACAGAUGCCUAGUGCCGCCUCCUCCUCUUUCUCUCCCCCCCCCCGCUGUCAAUUGAUUGUUUUGGGGCUCUGCCUUCCCAAAGCAGUAAAGCAAUUCAGCUCCGGCUGAUCCAUCAUAUGUAUUAAAACAGAGACUUGCCUGCAUUGGGUUUCUUUUAUUCUUCUCUCUCUUUCUCUCUCCCCCCACCCCCCCCGCGCUUUUUUGGGGCGGGGUGGAGGAAGGCGAGCCGGCGGGGGGGGCUUUUGUUUGGGUUUGUUGUGUCUCCUCCCCUCCCAACCCAGCCCCACCGUCCUCCUCCUCCUCCGCCCACCCCCACCUUGAGGGCAAGGAGAGAGAAGCCGCCUCUGCCGCAUCGCAUCGCAUCUCUCUCUCUCUCUCUCUCUCUCUCUCUCCACUCCUUUCUCUUCCUUCCCAUCAGCCCACCCUAACCGGGGCCCCAAUGCAAUCCGAUGCGUCCCCGGUAAGGUUCCCCCUGCGAUACAUUGUGCCCUCUCUUGUUUCGGGAGCCUCCACCCACUGGCCCACCCUACAUUUAGCACAUCAUGUGAUCCGGGAUAUUAACACAUUGGAAACAGAAUGUUAAUGCUUGAUGGGAUGCCUGCAGUCAGAGUCAAGACAGAGCUGCUGGAAUCAGAACAAGGGUCUCCAAACGCUCAAAGUUACCCAGAUAUGGAAGCUGUACCCCUGUUGCUGAACAGCAUGAAGGCAGAUCCAGAAGAAGACUCCCUGUCCACAGAUCAUUUCCAAACGCAAACUGAGCCAGUGGACUUGUCAAUAAACAAAGCCCGAUCAUCCCCUGUUGCUGCUUCAUCUUCACCAGCGUCCAUCGCUGCCUCGGCGUCUUCUCCUUCGUCUUCUUCAACAUCCUCUAGUCGGCCAGCCUCCUCACCAACAGUAAUAACGUCCGUAUCCUCAGCAUCGUCUACACCAUCAGUAUUAACUCCAGGCCCGCUUGUGGCUUCUGCAUCAGGUGUUGGAGGGCAGCAGUUUUUGCACAUAAUCCAUCCAGUACCCCCUUCAAGCCCCAUGAACCUACAGACCAACAAAAUGAGUCACGUACACCGCAUUCCGGUGGUGGUACAGUCAGUACCUGUGGUCUACACAGCUGUGAGAUCACCAGGGAAUGUGAACAACACUAUUGUAGUACCGCUACUGGAGGAUGGGAGAAGCCAUGUCAAAGCACAAAUGGACCCACGUGGCCUAUCUCCCAGACAAAUUAAAAGUGACAGUGAUGAUGACGACUUGCCAAAUGUGACCUUGGAUAGUGUUAAUGAAACUGGAUCCACUGCCCUCUCUAUAGCCAGAGCUGUUCAAGAAGAGAGCAUGUGGGGCUGUGCCAGGUCAGCUGUUAACACUUUUCGUUUUUUCAACUCCAGGGUCUCUCACAAGAUGACAAUGACCUUCAGGGAAUCAGCAGGAAUUGUCAGAGAAUCCAAGAGUUCAAUUUCACCAUUUAGUAUUGAGAGCACAAGACGGCAGAGGAGGUCCGAAUCACCUGACUCUAGGAAGCGCCGCAUCCACCGAUGUGAUUUUGAAGGGUGCAACAAGGUGUACACAAAAAGCUCCCACCUGAAGGCUCACCGGAGGACGCACACAGGAAAGAGAAUAUCAGGACAAGGAUUGAAUACAAGCAAUCCACCACCACCCCAAAAAACACAAACCUGGAGUACUAGGUAUGUGUACACAGGAGAGAAACCAUACAAGUGUACCUGGGAGGGCUGCACCUGGAAGUUUGCUCGUUCAGACGAACUGACGAGGCACUACCGCAAACACACAGGAGUGAAGCCGUUCAAGUGUGCAGACUGUGACCGGAGCUUUUCCCGUUCAGAUCACUUGGCAUUGCACCGCCGAAGGCACAUGCUUGUCUGAAAGAGGCUACAUUGUCAAAACAAAAAAAAAUGGAAGUACCGAGAGCUGGGUCUCUUUUCACUGCGGUGCAUUCAGCAGGGCUGAAUCCCGUUUUGAUGGCGUUAGCACAAAAGGGGGCAUUCCAUGUUGUCCCGUACACACAAAGAAGCAGGAACUGUAGUGCCACUGUUCCCUCUCCCAUCUGAAGUCGGCUUUCCAGCAUGGGCAAAGUUAUCCCCUUCAGCUGGGAGAUGAUAGCCUAAAUGCUACAAGAGCGGGCAUUAUUUUCUACCUGUGUCCUUUUAAAAGUAUUUAUGGCUUGUACCUUUUUCUCAUCUGUCACACUUUUUUCUCCUGAAGAGUUACUGCUGUUACAAAGACCGGAUAUCAUCAAUAUUUGAAAAGAACAAGCCCUCCGGACCUCCUCUUCGCCUCUUUCUCCUUUUUUAAAAUUACUAUCAAAACACUGCAAAAUAUCACCACACUCGAUUGUUGAGUAAUCAACAAUCAACAAAGCCAGCUACACAGACUGGGAAGAGGAAGGAUAAAAAUGAAGCUCUUUGAAGCAAAAGGAUUGCUCAGCACGCUUAUGCAAUAAAGAUGGUGGUAUUUUUUACAUAUUUACCCCUUUGUCAUUACACCAGACUCUAGAGGCCACCGAUAUUUUAAAAAAAUCCUUGUUUUAAAAAAAAUCUCUUUCAGUUUUUGUUGGAAUCUAUAAAACAGGCAUCAGUAACAUUUCAGUGUGAAAUAACUGUCUUUACAUCUGUUUGCUUAACUUAUCAUAGGAAGAGAUGAUUAAAAUGUAACAUCCUGGUUCCACAACAGAAAAAAUAUGUUAGACCCACCAUCCCUAAACCAACAUAACAUUCCUUGAAAAUAAGGAAUGUUGAAACAUACAUGUACAUCGCUUCAUCUCUCAUCACUUUCUAGCUCAACAAGUGUUGACUCAUAACUGAAUGUGUGAACUGACCCCAUUGCACAGCAAGUGUGGGAAGCAAUGUGAUAAAACCUUUUGAUUGGCGGUGUUUGCUCUGCAAUGGCUCAUUCACACAUGCAGGUCCAUCAAGUUGAUGCUGCAGUCACCAUGCUGAACAUGCAUGUGUAAAACGAGCUUCUGUCCUGCUUGAGAAACUUACUUUCAGUCUAAAUGUGCUUAGAGUUGUAGCCUCUUAAGAACCGCUGUUCCUGAAAAAGGAAUUGAAUGCAUCAACAGGAACAGUGAAGAAUGAGCUACUUUAAGCUGAUUUCAUGAGGUCUUGCUGUUUCCUAAACAUAGAGCCUCAGUUCGGAAAAAGUAAUUGUGACUAAGUCCUAUUAAAAGCAGAUGUUUGUUGUGACUAGUCUCAUUUCAGCAAAACUUGGUCAUGACUAAGUUGUGCUGGGUUGAGACAGAGUGGCCAGAAUGGGUAGGCAUUCCAAAAAUGUGUGAAGAGUGACUGGAGCCAAAGAACUGCUCUAUGUAUAUCAAGGAGCAAUUUUGACAGAUGGCAUGCACUGAUCCCAGUAACAUUUUGUUCUGGAAGAAAGUAGCUAUCAUGGACAGCUUUUGCCCAAAAGUUCCCAAAGAAACUAAAUGCCAACAAUGUAGGUCUCUUGUUGCUGUGAUCAUGUUGUUUGAAGGUAAUGAGAGUUAGAGCUUCCUUUUCCACCUAUCAUCCCAUAUAUAACAGACGAGACAGGCUGCAACAACAACAAAUUAAGCAUUUGGUGGGCCACAGUCCCUGACUUUUCACACUCUGGCUUAAAAUAUUCUUUAAGAUGUUUGCUUAUAUACUAGAAACCAUAUGUUUACACGGUUCGCCAUUUGGAAAUAGCUUAUGAAGAGGGAGAGGCAGCCCACCUGCACAUCCAUCACACCGGCAAUACAUGCAUUUAGCACCUCACAGUCCUGCCAUGUGAUUUUUAGUUGAAAGGACCAAGGGAAGUGCAUGUACCAGUGUAAGCAAAUAUGUGCUAAUGCGCAUGGUAUAUCGUCACAGUGCAGCAGGGCACGUAAAAGUGAUCAUUACAAUGCAGCAGGGCACUACACUGCAUGUCCCAUUUCCAAAUGGCUGGCCAUUGACACAUAGCUUAAUCAUCUUUGGCUGGAAACGUUUGGUAGCUAGAGGAUAGGAAAGUGUGAUUAGAAGUUGGAUCAACAAAUUAUAAAUCAUAAAAAGCAUGUAAGAACGGGCUCCCUGGGUUACAGGCUAUCUGAAGAAUUCAAGCCAGACCUUUGAAACAAAGGAAGAUUCUAAGUAAUCCCUGCACAGUCCUAUAAUUGUUAACCUAUUUCUAAUGCGGAAUAUUAAUGGCUUUCUUAGGAAUUAGUCAUACUGCAGCUCUUGGACACCUCAGAUGUCUAAAAUACUCAGCUGGCGACGGGAUGUGUCAUAUAUCCUAACAUACUACGAGUGGUUUCUUGAAGAUGAAAUAACACAAAAAGCACAGAAUCAAAGAUCACUCUGUCCGCCACCUCUGGCCCUGUGCCCACAGCAAUUGCACACAUUUUCUACAAGUGUAUACAAGUUAUACCAAGCAGGAUAGACACAGAAUGCAAACCCUUUGGAGCUAUCUGCAAACUCGAUGGGCAGCAGGCAGCCAGAUCUAUGCACUUUUAAAUUCCAUUGAUUUCCAUGGGGAUAGUGAAGCUUGUGCUGAAGCUCCUAUAUACAUUAAUUGGGAUUAACAGAGCUUAACUGUGGCUGGAUCAUUCCCGACAUUUGCAAGUCAGCUCUUGGUGCUGACAAAAUCAGCCAGCCCUUCACUAUACCAUUUGAAGGACAAAUUUCAGCAUGACAACUUGUUUACAGAAUGAGGGGAAUUCCUAGAUGAGGUGGUUUUGUUUUUUUCACAAAGCAGUUUUAAAUUUGUUAGUAUGGACUGAAUGGGACAAGAGAUUUUGUAUUUCAGCUUUGCUUAACUGAUGCCUAAAGAUCCAGGGGUUCUCAUUGUGCAAGGUAGCCCAAUAGGUACAGGGGCUUCCCAUCCAGACACAGGAUGCAGCCCCCCCCCCAGCCCCAGGAAAUAAAACAGCAAACCAUGAUUUAUGGUUGAAAUAAAACAGCAAACCAUGAUUUAUGGUUGAAAUAAAACAGCAAACCAUGAAAACAGGCUGCAACUUUAUUGAUUACAGCAAGUAAGCAGGGUUGGCAUGGCAGUAGGGGGAUAAUCCUCUUCCAUUCCAACAGCCCUUGCUAAGGGAAUGCUCGUCACCCAACCACCAGUUGGGAAGCUGCCUUGGGGUGUUGGCCAGCGUUAGACAAAUGUGCAAGACAAAUGCGCUUGGGAUCCCACUGGGCAACCAGUGGCGGUGGGUGGGGGUGUGCUGUAUGAGGCUAGGGGCGUGGCCUGUCCAUACCCCAUUAGACCCUUUAUGGUGGUCCCCUUAUGUUUGAUCCUGCCCAAUGCCAUUUCCGCCUCAAAUUGUGACAGAAGCACAUGGCCGCCUAACAAUUGAAGAAGCAUUCACUGAGGGAUAGGGGGGAAACCCCUACUCAACCAAGAGCCAAUUUGAUUGAGAGGAUUUCUAUCCAGCCCCAGUGACCCAUUUAAGAAAAGCUCAGUGAUGCACUAAAACCAAGAGAGGGUCGGUGGGUGGGGAAUCGGGUGUGUGAAGAAAGAGGACAAUGGCAGCAAGACUGAGGUCUUUAAAGGCCCAGGCAUGCCCCGCCCCUUCCACGAGCUCUUGUGCGAUCACCCAGGAUUACAGGCAAUCCCGGAAGAGCUGGAAUGUCAGCAGGAGGAUUGUUUCACAAAGUAUUUCACUAGGAAAGGAUGUUGCCAGACCUUCAUGUUAACCUAAUUGUAUCAUACCCUGAACGAGCUUCUGUUUAAUUAAUCACUAAUAAACAGUAAGAUAUUUUUUUUAAAAAUUAAAUUGGUCUGAACAAAAACAACUCAAAAGUAACAAUCACACAUCAGUUUUUAAACAGCAUGUGCAUAUUAAAUGGCAGGGCCACAAUUUAAGCGUUAAUAUAAUAUAGGCUAGUCUUUAACUAAAUAAUAAGCAGCCUUCACUAUUCAUUUUCCCUGCUGUGCAAUCAGCUGUCACAGAAAUCUAAGGAAAUAGGAUUGUGUGGAAUGUGAUCUUGGUUUUUCCAUAGCUCUUUGUUUCUUCACUCCUUAUGAAUAGGCAGAACAUCAAAGCAUGCAAGAAACAACUCAUAGAAGCUAGUUUUAUCAGUAGCUAUUAGACAUGCUGGCUAAAUGGAACCUACAUGAUCCAGCGCAGUAUACUGAGGUUCACUGUUAUGCCCUGCUUGUGAGUUUCUAUUGUAAACAAGAUGCUAGAGUGGAGAGCACUCGGACUGAGCUAGAAAGGCAAAGCUUAUGUUGAAUGACAUAAUGGCUUUCCUCGUCAUAUGCAGUUACGACAGCAAGGAGGAGUAUAUUUAUAGUGGACACCUUAGGAAGGAAGGAGUUAGCUAAAUUUAAUACUGUAACGACUUUUUGUUUUUCUCAUUAGGUUUAUACAUUUCCAUGUCAGGGUUAUCUCUCUAGCAUCCCAUUUUAUUACCAACUGAUAUAGUCUUAUAGUUCAAUACAUUUCAGUAUUGGGACUUUCCUGCGAUUAAAUGCAACCCAAGGCCCUUCCAGACGUACCGUUUAUAGCUGCCGUUUGUUCCAAUGUUUUUUGGAGCAAAGUAGUAGCAGACCAUCCACACCAACACUUGCUCAUUGCUGUUUUGGGGGCAGUGAUUGCACAUUUUCCCAGCGGCACCAAUGGCAGGAUGGCUUUUGAAAUGAGAAAACUUAUGUGGCUCUACUCACACCUCUUGUUCCUUCAACCCAUAAAAGCUGGAGUUAUGAGCAUGCAUACAGGGUACUGAUAGCCCUCUCAUGGUUGUUGUGUUUUAUGGGAUUUUUUUGGUAUUUGAUUGCCUGUUGCCUUUGGGGUCUUUUUUUUUAAUGUAACACCUGAUAGCCUGGAAUUCUGCUCAUGGGAGAGAUUAGGAGAUUAGACAGCAGGAACUGCUUGGGUUCACUGUUUUGGCCUGAGCUAAUCUCCUGCCAAAAAGCCAAUGAAGGAAGAAAGGUGCAACCCAAAAGUCGCUCAAAUAGCACAUCCCAAACACUACACAACAUGCAGGAAAUUGCACAAAACAAAUUAAAAUAUUGCAGAACCAUUCCAAUUCUUUCGCAAACAUUGGAAUUUUUUGCAAUAGAAAAAAAGUGGUGUGAUGACUGUAAUGUUCCGGAACAGUGAUGAAUAACAACAGUAUGUGGGAGCAUCCCCCCGAUGGGGCAGCAGCUAUAGCUCUGCAAAUGGUACAUCUGGAAGGGCCCUUUGUCUCAGUACACAAGCAAUGUAUGUUUUGAACCAUGUUCAAAGGCAAGAGAAUGGCCUUCACAAAAGAAAGUGUGGAGGUGUUUUUGUUUUUAGCGCUGCUGUUAAAAGUAGCUUGCCACUAGAAAAUGAUUCCAUUAGGAAUGAAGUCAUCCCUUCUCCAGUGAUCUGUUCGUUAAAACUGUAAAGGGGAAAGUUCUCUUUCUUAUGUUGCAGUUACACUGUUACUCUGCUGGAAAAGUGAAUUCAAAAACAUGUAGAGCUACACUUGUAAAACUAUUUCAGGUAAAACUGGAUGUACGUUCAGAAGUAAAACUUUGGAAUUUCAGAAAUGUUCACUUUUUGAUACAUUCGCUGUAAAAUUUUGCCAUAUAAAUUAUACAUGCAAAAAAAAGCUCCCUGAUUAUGAAGAUGGCACACCCAUGCAAUUGUGCCCUAUCUUUGGAGCAAUAACUCGCUCAGACUAAUGUGGAAAACCGUAUAUUGUAUCAUGUUAGAUAGAAUCUGACAGUAUUUUCACUGAAUAUGGACCAGCUUGCGUUCCCUUUCACUGAAGAUGGUACUGCCAAAAUUAACCACAUUUAAGCCCCAUUGAUUCUGAUGGGAGAGCUGCAGUGACCCAGAACUGCCUCCAACAGAAAUCAAAGUGGCACCAAAAAUGCUUAAAUUUGAGCUAAUAAAUAACCAAGGUUCUGAUACACAUAGCAGAAGAGGUGAUAUGAUGUGGGUUCUUCUAUGCAGUGCAUCUGUUCCCACUUAGGUCCAGUUCAUGAACUUCUUUCCCCCUCGUAUUCAUGGUAGAAGGGAAUGUGCAUGCCCGCUCCUCCAGGCGAUUGUGUGAACUGGCCUUUUGUGAGCAUCACAUGCAUUGUUGCUUGGGCAACCUCCCACGUGAGAAAAUCUAUUUUGUGGUAAACUGACAGCAUCCAAGCUAACCUAGCCCAGCAUAUUAUAGGGCAAUGUAGUGAUCCUUAGCACAUCAUCUUCUCUUUUAAUUCAUUUAUUUUUUAAAAAAUGAAACUAUCAAGCACUUUGAAAGCAGCCCCUUUGCAAUGUCAGUUCAAACAGGGAAUAAAGAGGCAGUUACUCCUUACACUGUACCUUGUUGAUUAUGUUGACUUGGAUGAAAUAAUCUGUUUAGGUUAUUGCUGAGUAAUUGGUUUUGCUUUAGAUGCCAUAUCAAUUUUACUUUCCUUGAUCAGAUGUAUCCAUUAUUAAUACUUGGGAACUUCUUAUGUGUCAUACCUUCCCAAAACAGCAUUGAAGCAAUACGCCGUUCCAUGCAAAUGUAUCUUUGUACAAGGGUGUCUUUGAUAACAGAUAAAUUCCUCAAUGGCAAAUAAAAAUCAGUAGCCCUUUCAGGUUUGGGGGAUAUGGGGUUUUUGUUUUAAAAAAGGUACAUCAAAAUGUAUUAGUGUAUAAGUUUUUAAAACAUUGAUUUUUUUGCCCCUUUUUAUUUUCACAUGGAAAAUACUGUAAGCUAAGCAUAAGUUGCCAUCAACGUCCUUUUGUCUCAUGAACUCACCUACAUGUCCCCACACAAGUGCACAUGGCUAACUAUGUGCAUGUGUGUGAUCUGAAAUAAGAUUUAAUAAUGCUUUCAAGAAUUAAAAAAAAGAGUUGGAAAUAGCUUUUCUUUAGGCUAAAACAAUUUUACCUUAUUAGGAAACCAGCUUGUAUAACUGUAUUAUGCCUUUGCCUGUGUUUUAUAGAUGAAGAUGUAUAAACUUAAACUGCUAUAUUUUCACAGUUUCAUUUUUAAAAAAAAAAACCCGUAACCGUGCAAUGUGUACUCAACAAAUCAUGCCCAUUGGUACUUUGAAAUAUGCUGACAUCAAACCGAUUGCAGUACCAACACCGUUUUUUAGUAUGAACCUCAAUUAUAUGGAUACUGCUUCUUUACAACAAAAAAGAAAGAAAAGAAAAUAGAAUUGAAGGUAUUUUACUGUACUUGUAACAGUUUCAAUAUUCUGUAAUAUAUUAUGUGAUAGUGAAGAAGUAUUUUCAAGCUCACAGUUUUUCACAGGAUGUAAAUAAUUGAAAUGAAGGAUGUUUUUGAAACGAGCUUUUAGUUGUCAUCACCAAAAAUGUGCUCAGAAAAUGCAUUGCAAAGCCUUCAUAAUACAACUAACCAUUUUUAAGAGGUGAGAAAGAAUGAUCAAGUUUGUCAAAGCAAGUCCCUGAUGUAUCAUGCACUCUGGUUGCUUGGCUUUGUGAUUACCUGAUACUGUGUCAAUAUGGACAGUGGAGUCACUUUGACUUUCUGCAAGUUGGGGUGGAAUGGGGGAACCAAAAUGAAAAUACCAUUGGCCAGUAUCCAGAGGCCUGUGGAACUGGUUUCAUGUGCCCAAGGAACAUUUUGGGUUUCUCAAGCAGCAGCCCUGCCAUGAUGCAUGGUAAACCACUUUUGAAACUGACCCAUGUUUCACUAACAAUCUCUAACAUGGCAUGGGGACAGGGAAGGGGAGUUGAAAAGUAAAUUGUUUUUCUUAAAAAAACAAACUGCAAGCCCUUGAAUACGCUCAAUGCCUCUCUUUGGAUCAUGAUCUUCAGCUGCCAGAUUUUCUGGCGAUUUUUAUGAACAGUAAACCUUUUAAGCUUUUAGCAGGAUAAAGAAAUCAUCAGGACUUGCAGAUGGAGGACAUAAUAGGUCACUUCACAUCUUGCUGCUUCCAAUUAACUGGAGUAACAAUACCAAUCUAUUUACAUGGUGGCAAAAUGAGGUAUCCCAUAAGGUGUUUAAUGGUGGUAUGGGUGUCUUUACUCCAGUGACACCUGUUGGGAAGCCAAUGGAAAGUCAAUGCACAUAAUCCCAUAAUGUAUUUGAUAGUGGCAUGGAUGGCUUCACUCCAUUGACACCGGUUUCGAAGCCAGGGCACGUGAUGACUUUCUAGUGCCCAUAAUCUGGCCAGAAGAAGAAAGAGGCUGUUUCUGCUCUUUAUACAUUAUAAAGGAGCAGACAUUCUCCACCCUGGAAAUCAGUCAUGUGUGAAGUGGCCUCAAGCAAGGUCUUGAUUUGUUGUGAGAUAUGGCCCAUAGUUUUGAUCAGCUAACUAGGGGAGUGGGGGUGGAAUCACACAUGCAAGGAGGCAUUAUUUCUAUUGUUUAAUAUGGUAGACUUUUCAUUAAUUGUUAUUCUUCUGGUUUUCCUCCUGUACCUUUUCAGCAGAAUGCAUCUGCACAACUAAAACAGGUAGUCCUUCUUACCUGAUUCCAGCAGAAUUUAACCUUUCAGAUAUAUUUGUAGAUCAAAAUGAUUCUGAGCUGGUUCGCACACUUACCAAGGAUCCUCUUUGUGAGGUGAAGUGAGUCCCUCCCUUCCUUCCAUAAUUAAGAUAAAAUAUGAUGGAAGUGCUCCAUCUGUAUGACCAGAUUCUCCUCAAAAAAGCAAGAGCACAUCCGUCAGCCUCCACUUGUAUACAAUCCCAAGGAUGAGGCAGUUGGUGCAGGGGGAGCUUUGGACCCACUCCUUCACAUUGCAGAAAAUGUCCUUGGCAGGUGAAUGCCAAAAGAAAGAAUGCGAUAAUGAUCAGAUGCUUUCUGUAAGAAUCACUACAAAUAAAUCUCUAGAGGUGAAACAAUUUGAAAAGUGCCUGUCUAUGAACAUUAGAGCAGAUGGGGAUGUUCCCUAUACUUUUUACAUAGCAAUAAACUGCAAUUGAAUUGUUACACAAUUCUGUUU